Molecule: messenger RNA, 3645 nt
Organism: Yamadazyma tenuis ATCC 10573
Lineage: Eukaryota; Fungi; Ascomycota; Pichiomycetes; Serinales; Debaryomycetaceae
Gene: RNR21
Product: ribonucleotide-diphosphate reductase subunit
Biological process (GO): deoxyribonucleotide biosynthetic process
Molecular function (GO): oxidoreductase activity
Source: RefSeq, a predicted model, not a curated record
UGUUCAAUAGCCAUAACUUCCGAACAUACUACGCAGGCGAAAUCUUGUUAUUCAGACACGGUGAAUGGGACUCAGUGAGCAGCAAAUUGACGGGCAACGAGUUAUCACUUUGGUAUCAAGAUGAGACGUUCAACCCCACAUACUACAACUUGUUUGACUACAAUAUCACAUUGGACGCUUCCAAUUGGGUGGUGAAGUUCUCCAAUGACUUGAAUGAAAGCUUCUACAACUUAAUUUUGAGGGCCACCUGCCAAGAAGAUUAUGUGAAUUGGGUCACAGCUUUGUUUUUAUCCAACUAUGAAAAGUUGUCGUUGAACGAAGCAUUCACGGCCGUAGUUUUGAGUAUGAUCGGUCCCAAAUUGUCUGAUAUCCAUACUUUAUUGUCGAAGAAGAAGUAUCCAAAGUUUGAGUGGUGUAAUAUCAGAUUGCCGCAAAUUAACCAUAAAUGGUUGAGGUGCUAUGUGGCCAUCCACCCCUCGAGUUCCAAGAAAUCCGGCAGGAUCGAAAUCUACCAGCUGGAGAAGACCACUAAGAAAAACUUGAUUUGUUACAUUACGGGUGUCACCAACGUGUAUAACAUAUUUCCUGAAAAUGUGAACAUGAUAGAGUACAACUCAAUCAUGAAGUUGAAUGGAGAAGUAUACGUGAACAGCGGAGUCGAACACUUGUUUUUGUCUUCCCAGCCAUCGGCCUCCAGUGGUGCGUUUAGCAGAGCCCAUAGGAGGGCCACUUCUGGAUCUUCUUUCUUUAGUGCAUCGUCAUCACCUCCUUCUUCUCCCAAGAUCAAGUCAAGCCAAAGUUUCAUCAACACAAACUAUAUUUACAUGAUGCCCGACAAUCACCCUGGUGUACAGGCAAUUGAGACGAUGAUCAGAAACUAUAUUCCAAUUUUGGAUGCUUUCAAAUUGUACGGAAGACCAAAGCAAUUGAACUCUGACAAAUACGAUAAGCACUCCCUCCUCUUUGGUUUACCAUCGUUGCCCCAUUACGAGUACUUAUCAUUCGAUGAUGCUAGAGAAAUCGUUGAUUUGCACUUGAGUGAAUCUCAGCACUCGAGCUGGUCUUUCACCGAGUGGAACAAUGCUUUCAAGCAUAUGGUCGAGUUCAAAAUGGCUAAUGAGAAUUAUAAAGGAAAUGGAAACAUUUCGGUGUUGUAUAAGUCAUUGGAAUUGGAUGACUCGGACUUAUUGUCCAUAAAAUCCUUGCCUGAUAUCAACUUCCCUCAAGGUGCCACCAACGAAUUUUCACCUUCUCCAGUACCUGGAGGCUCACCUCCAGAUUCACCUUCUAUUGAUAACAACUUGGCAUCAUCCGGCUUUAACAUCGUCACCACGCCUUCUAGAGUUGCAUCCUCGUCGUUCCCUGAUUCUCCAAACUCCACUGGGGCUUUUAGAUUUGAUAAUUUCGAAAAUUACAACAAUAUCGACAAAGUUGCCAGUCCGGUUACUCAAUUAGGAGAGCUCGAUGAGCCCAUCAAAUUUCAUCCUUAUAGACAAAGAGCAUAACUUUAUGAGCAUGAACAUGAAUAGAUUAACAAAACUGUACCAAAUGGCUGAACAAGGGUUCAAUCCAGCAUUGUAUCUGAUUAUACCCAAAAACCACUUUCAGCAAAAUACCCCGUUGUUGCUUUAUUGGCGACGAGGUUUUAUUUCUUGUAUGAUAAAUUGAGAUUUACUUUUAUGUUGUUAAAUAUAUCUUUUGUUUUUAUCCGAUUAACGGAUCGAUAGAUUACAGGCUUAUUUCUUUACGUACACGUCUAAACACGAAUGGGUUGUGGAAACUUGCUACUCGCUACUCGUCUUGUUUAUUUUUUAAAACACGUCUGUACACGCGUUUCCUGUUUGAGUAGGACAUAAACAGUGUAUGGAAUUGUGAUGGAUUUGUAGUAAACAUUAACAAUCUUAACGAGCCACUUUGAAAAUUUUGAUCCUUGAAUCACAAGGCAUUCUCCAAGUGAUACAAUACCAUCAAAAGAAGCGUUCAACUCUCACCUUUUAUCUCAUACUGAUAUUGCCAAUACAAGUCAUCACGGUAUUGGUUCAAAAGCGUGUUGUGCGAAAAGCCAUCACCUAAUUUUAAACGCAAGUUUCGACGCGGUUUGGAAUUCUUACAUCUUGUUUUGUUUUGAUACCCGUUCAACGGAAAAGUACAUAUAAAAAGUAUAAAAACCAAGGAUUGCCCCCCUAUUUCAUAUAGAUUUUAAUUAGAGAAUUUUAUCAAAAAGCUUUCCAUUCAUUAACACAACUAUCAAUGUCUGUCCAAGAAACUCCAACCAAAGGCUUAACUGGCCAAAUCUCCAACUUAGGUAUGGCCACUCCAAAGGGUGCCUCUUUGACCGAUAAAUUGGCUGCCGAAGCUGAAGCCAAGGACGUCGCCCAGACCGUCUUCACCAGUAAAGACUUAGCUGCUUUAAAAGAAAGAGAACUCCAACCUAUUAAAGUCUCUCCAGAAGAAACCAAGAAGUCUUUGGAAAAACACAAUGCUUUCUUGAGAAAACAUCAAGUCCACAGACACGAGUUGAAGGCUUUGGAAAAGGAUGAACCUUUGUUGGUUGAAAACACCAAAAGAUUCGUUUUAUUCCCAAUCAAAUACCAUGAAAUCUGGCAAAUGUACAAAAAAGCUGAAGCUUCGUUCUGGACUGCCGAAGAAAUUGACUUGGGUAAAGAUACCCAUGAUUGGAACAACAGAUUGAACGAUAACGAAAGGUUUUUCGUCUCCAGAAUUUUGGCUUUCUUUGCCGCUUCCGAUGGUAUUGUCAAUGAGAACUUGGUUGAAAACUUCUCUGCUGAAGUUCAGGUUCCUGAAGCCAAAUGCUUUUACGGUUUCCAAAUUAUGAUGGAGAACAUUCACUCCGAAACUUAUUCCUUGUUGAUUGACUCAUACAUCAAGGAUCCUAAGGAGGCUGAUUUCUUAUUCAAUGCCAUUGAAACCAUUCCACAAAUCAAAAGAAAGGCUGAUUGGGCUUUGAGAUGGAUCAACGAUAGUGAUGCCUUGUUCGGUGAAAGAUUAGUUGCUUUUGCUGCUGUUGAAGGUAUUUUCUUCAGUGGAUCUUUUGCUUCCAUCUUCUGGUUGAAGAAGAGAGGUUUGAUGCCAGGUUUGACUUUCUCCAACGAAUUGAUUUGUAGGGAUGAAGGUUUGCACACCGACUUUGCAUGUCUUUUGUUCUCUCACUUACAAAAUAGACCAAACCCAGAAAUUGUCGAACAGAUCAUCACUGAAGCCGUUGCUAUUGAAAAGGAAUACUUCACUGAUGCCUUGCCAAUCAGUUUAUUAGGUAUGAACUGCACAUUGAUGUGUCAAUACGUUGAAUUUGUUGCCGACAGAUUAUUGGUUGCUUUGGGUAACGAAAAGGUGUACAAUACCACCAACCCAUUCGACUUCAUGGAAAACAUCUCCUUGGCUGGUAAGACAAAUUUCUUCGAAAAGAGAGUCAGUGAUUACCAAAAGGCUGGUGUUAUGGCUUCCACUUCUACCACUGAAGUCAAAACCGAAAGCGGUUUCACUUUCGAUGAUGAUUUCUAAAUCAAGUUACUCCACUUCUUUCAGUGGAACAAACUUUCAGUUCGUUAGGGUUGGUUUUCACUCAUAAUUUUGCUACACGAUUAUAUGUAAUGUUUAUGUAAAUACAAUAAAAAAGUCACAUUU